AUGCUAUAAAAGGAGAUGUUCUACAUCAUGUGCUGAUCCUGUGCUCUAAUUUCACCCUGUUGACUAUGAUAAUAAAACAGGUUGUAAAAGCAGGUUAAUUACAAACCUUGGCAACCCGAACAGGGGGAAUAUUACUGCUGUUUACUCUCUGAUCAGCCAGAAGACUCACAACAGGGAAAGUUCAGGGUUUUAUUCAGCAGUUUAUUGUGUCGAGGUUUAAACUUGAUCCAGUGAAGGAGCUUUACUUUGACUAAAAAGCAUUACAUCAUCACUGAAGGUCAUGGAGGAAGCUGGAGGAUCACGCAGUCACGACCGUUGUCAGUUCCUGUCCUUGUCUCCUGUCCAGACCAUAAACCUGAUCCUGAUUGGAGAGAGAGAGGCUGGGAAGAGCGCAGUUGGAAACGCCAUACUGGGCACCAUGACCUUCGACCAGGUGGGGGUGAGGACCAGGAAAAGUGUUCGUCAGGAAGGUGUGGUGAGAGGAAAGCAUGUGGUGGUGGUGGACACACCAGGCUGGGAAUGGUUUAACCUGAGCGGCUGCUCUGCGUCCCCCGUGGCUGUGAGGAAGGAGAUGAUCUCAGGUAUGACCCUGUGCCACCCAGGUGCUCAUGCUCUGCUGCUGGUGGUUCCUCUGUCCUUCUCUUUCUCUUCAAGGGAACGUCGUGUUGCGGAGGAACACGUUGAUCUGUUCGGACCACAAGCCUGGAGACACACACUGGUCCUGUUCACCGUGAUGGACACCAAGCUCCUCCAUGAUUCUGCCCUGCAGGAUGAGGUGGAGUUGAAUAGCGAGCUGCAACAGCUGGUGGAGAAGUGCAGUGGGAGGUACCAUGCUCUCCACGGGAGACCCAAAAGAGGAGAGGACCAGGUCGCAGAUCUUUUGUCUAAGAUCCAAGAGAUGGCGUUUGGUGACGGAGAAUCGAUGCUCCUCAGUGACCAAGUGAUGAAGUGGUCCAGGCAGAGAGAGGAGGAGGAAGAGAGACAAAAAGAGGAAGAGAGGAGGAGGAGAGAAGUGAUGAUGCAAAGAGUCAAGCAGACUUCCAGGAAGAAGGAGGUGGAGAAGAGAACGAGAGGAAAUAAAAUAAAAGACACUGAAAAGGAAGAGAACAGACAUCAGAAAAGAGACAUGAAGGAGGCAGAUCUUCAGGACCCGUCAGUGACUGAGCGAGUCGGGACGUAUUUCACUCACUUCUGUAAGACACAGUAGAAGGAACAGGAGAAGAUGGAAGUGUGCAAGAUACUACAGAAGAUUUACUUCAGACUCUUUCACUUUUGUAUUCAGUCACACACACACACACACACAUACAAACACAAACACACACACACACACAUACAUACAUACAUACAGACACACACACACACACACACACACACACACAUACAUACAUACAUACAUACAGACACACACACACACACACACACACACACAUACAUACAUGCAUACAUACAUACAUACAGACACACACACACACAUACACACAUACAGACACACACACGCGCAGACAUACAUACAGACACACACACAGACACACACACACAUACAAACACAAACACACACACACACACAUACAUACAUACAUACAGACACACACACACACACACACACAUACAUACAUACAUACAGACACACACACACACACAUACAUACAUGCAUACAUACAUACAUACAUACAUACAUACAGACACACACACACACACACACACACAUACACACAUACAGACACACACACGCGCAGACAUACAUACAGACACACACACAGACACACACACACAUAGACACACACAUACACACACAUAUACAUACAUACAUACAUACAGACACACACACACACACACACACACACACACACACA
Tachysurus vachellii is the source of this 1853-nucleotide messenger RNA. Its product is annotated as GTPase IMAP family member 4-like. Gene Ontology annotation, molecular function: GTP binding. The record is from RefSeq and is a predicted model, not a curated record. The transcript is spliced from 3 exons. Lineage: Eukaryota; Metazoa; Chordata; Actinopteri; Siluriformes; Bagridae. Bases 281 to 1207 code for a protein of 308 amino acids.